AUGGAGGGUCAUUGCACGAUCAGCAACAAAACUGGCAGGAACAAGAAAAAGAAAAGUGAAGGUCUUUUUGAACGAAGUAAUAGGAAUGCCCACACUGGGAAGACCCAGAGGAAAAGCUCUCAGUAUAUAAAGACUCAGAAGAUUCGCCUCACCAAACGUCAACAGUUUUACACAGAAGACAAAAGAUUAAAAUGCUUGGAGGGGGAAAAGCAAUUCAGUUCCAACUCAGAACUUAACCAACAUCGAAGGAUUCACUCAGGUGAAAAGCCCUACAAAUGCCUAGAGUGUGGAAAGGGCUUGGCUUGCAGCACACACCUUAAGCUGCAUCAGAGAACACACACAGGGGAGAAGCCCUAUGAAUGUCUAGAGUGCGGAAAGAGCUUUGAUCACAGGGCAAACCUUAGGCUGCAUCAAAGAACACACACAGUGGAGAAGCCCUAUCAAUGCCUAGAAUGCGGAAAGAGCUUCAGUCAGAGUGGCAACCUUAAUAAACAUCAAAGAAUUCACACAGGGGAGAAGCCCUAUGAAUGUCUGGAGUGCGGAAAGAGGUUUGCUUGCAGCACACACCUUAAGCUGCAUCAAAGAACUCACACAGGGGAGAAGCCCUAUCGAUGCCUAGAAUGCGGAAAGAGCUUCAGUCAGAGUGGCAACCUUAAUAAACAUCAAAGAAUUCACACAGGGGAGAAGCCCUAUCGAUGCCUAGAAUGCGGAAAGAGCUUCAGUCAGAGUGGCAACCUUAAUAAACAUCAAAGAAUUCACACAGGGGAGAAGCCCUAUGAAUGUCUGGAGUGCGGAAAGAGGUUUGCUUGCAGCACACACCUUAAGCUGCAUCAAAAAAUUCAUACAGGGGAGAAGCCCUACAAAUGCCUAGAGUGCAGAAAGAGCUUUGCUUGCAGCACAAGCCAUAAGCAGCAUCAAAGAAUUCAUACAGGGGAGAAGCCCUACAAAUGCCUAGAGUGCAGAAAGAGCUUUGCUCACAACAAAAGCCUUAAACUGCAUCAAAGAACUCACUCAGGAGAAAAGCCCUACAAAUGCCUAGAGUGCGGGAAAAACUUUCCUAGCAGAACAAACCUUAAGCAGCAUCAAAGAAUUCAUACAGGGGAGAAGCCCUACAAAUGCCUAGAGUGCGGAAAGAGCUUUGCUCGCAGCACGCACCUUAAGCUGCAUCAAAGAACUCAUACAGGGGAGAAGCCCUAUAAUUGCGUAGAGUGCGGAGAGAGCUUUGCUCACAGCACAAGCCUUAAGCUGCAUCAAAGAACUCACACAGGGGAGAAGACCUACAAAUGCCUAGAGUGCAGAAAGAGCUUUGCUUGCAGCACACACCUUAAGCUGCAUCAAAGAAUUCAUACAGGGGAGAAGCCCUAUAAAUGCCUAGACUGCGGAAAGAUCUUUGCUCAAAGCACAGAACUUAACUUGCAUCAAAGAAUUCACACUGGGGAGAAGCCCUAUAAAUGCUUUGAGUGCGGGAAGAGCUUUGCUCAGAGCAGCUACCUUAAGCUGCAUCAAAGAAUUCACACUGGGGAGAAGCCCUAUAAAUGCUUUGAGUGUGGGAAGAGCUUUGCUCAGAACACACAGCUUAAGCAGCAUCAAAGAAUUCACACUGGGGAGAAGCCCUAUAAAUGCUUCGAAUGUGGGAAGAGCUUUGCUCAGAGCACACAGCUUAAUCGGCAUCAACAAAUUCACACUGGGGAGAAAACCUAUAAAUGCUUUGAGUGUGGGAAGAACUUUGCUCAGAACACACAGCUUAAGCAGCAUCAAGGAAUUCACACUGGGGAGAAGCCCUAUAAAUGCUUCGAAUGUGGGAAGACCUUUGCUCAGAGCACACAGCUUAAUCGGCAUCAACAAAUUCACACUGGGGAGAAAAUCUAUAAAUGCUUUGAGUGUGGGAAGAACUUUGCACAGAACACACAGCUAAAGCAGCAUCAACAAAUUCACACUGGGGAGAAAAUCUAUAAAUGCUUUGAGUGUGGGAAGAACUUUGCACAGAACACACAGCUAAAGCAGCAUCAAAGAAUUCACACUGGGGAGAAAACCUAUAAAUGCUUUGAGUGUGGGAAGAACUUUGCUCAGAACACACAGCUUAAGCAGCAUCAAGGAAUUCACACUGGGGAGAAGCCCUAUAAAUGCUUCGAAUGUGGGAAGACCUUUGCUCAGAGCACACAGCUUAAUCGGCAUCAACAAAUUCACACUGGGGAGAAAAUCUAUAAAUGCUUUGAGUGUGGGAAGAGCUUUGCUCCGAACACAAACCUUAAGCAACAUCAAAGAAUUCACACUGGGGAGAAGCCCUAUAAAUGCUUUGAGUGCAGGAAGAGCUUUGCUCAGGGCUACAUGAAGCAGCAGCAACAGCAGCAACAGUGA
Elgaria multicarinata webbii is the source of this 2358-nucleotide messenger RNA. RefSeq names its product zinc finger protein 721-like. Gene Ontology annotation, biological process: regulation of DNA-templated transcription. Gene Ontology annotation, molecular function: RNA polymerase II cis-regulatory region sequence-specific DNA binding; DNA-binding transcription factor activity, RNA polymerase II-specific. The record is from RefSeq and is a predicted model, not a curated record. Lineage: Eukaryota; Metazoa; Chordata; Lepidosauria; Squamata; Anguidae. Bases 1 to 2358 code for a protein of 785 amino acids. The transcript has 4 exons.